AUGGAGUCUUCGUGCAUUAGCAAAUUACUCGGUUUCCGGCAGAUAGCGCAGGAAAAGCUUCAACAUAUCUUCUAUUCCAUACCAUCGGAGAAGGAUCUCAUCAUCGAACCGGCUCUAAUCAAACCGCUGGAGCAUGUAUGCGGAGCAUCCUGGCUGAGGAAGAAAGGCAUCGAUAAGAUAUUUAAAUUCGACCCGAAAAAUCCACCCCCAAAGAGGAAACAAUUCGUUUACUUUAUCACCUCGAAUUUGCUUACAUUCAAAAGCGUAUUGGACCAAAUCAGUGGCUACCAGAGCCAAACGAGUAGCCUGAUGGAACCGGACAUGCGUAACAAACAGUUCCACGUGCUGGUGCUACCAUCGGUGCUGGCCAGCUUCGAACAUUUGCUGGAGGAAGAAGGACUGCAUGGCGUGGUUGAGCUGUACAACUUCCAGUGGGACUUUCUGCAGCUGGACGAAUCGAUCCUUAGCCUCGAACUACCAAACGUGUUCGCCGAUGUAUUCGUACGCAAGGACACAACGCCGCUCGGUUCGAUCGCGCAAAGCAUACGCAUCUUCAAUCUCGUUAUGGGCAAACCACAUUUGGUGUUUAGCUUGGGAGAGAAUGCGGAGAAAAUACUGCAAAUGGUGCAGCGCAUGGAAUGCAACAGCAAACAGGGGAAAGAGAACAUCAAAGCAGGCCCAAUGGAAGCAAAGGAUCCCGAGUAUGCGGCCAUGCUAAUACUGGACCGUGACCGGGACUAUCCCGCCUGCUUGCUGACACCGGUCGUGUACUGUGGGUUACUGCUCGAAAUACAGAAUCUCAACUCCGGUUCGCUCUCAGUGGACGGCGAUAGCAACAAAAUCAAGCUCGGUAAGCUGGCUUUCUUGCAACAGCAGCCAGACCGAACGCAGCCCGAGAGCACUACGAAACAGGAAGCAACUAGCUUACGCAUGAGCGGAACGCAGGAUAUGAUCUAUCUCGAGCACAGAUAUCGCCACUUCUCCGAGGUCAUCAGUUUGCUUAGCGCGCAGGCAAAAUCGCUCGGUUUGGAGGGGAAGGCGUACACGCGGGAAAUGAAGCUUCAAGAAAUGAAGGACUACGUCACGAACAAGCUGCCGAAGGUGGCCGCCGCCAAGAAGGAGCUGUUCAAACAUCUACGCCUGUGCGAAACGAUCGUGGAGGAAAUUGGAGCAAAUUUUGAGAAGCAUCAAAUGAUAGAGGAAAGCAUCCUAACCAACACGAACCGAAAGCAAAUAAUGAACUACAUCCUCGAGCUGUUGAGUAGCGAUGCGCACAAGUACAACACGCUGCGGCUGAUCUGUCUGUACCACGUUACGAUAGGUCUGACCGGGGAAGAUAUGACGAAGCUCAUGACCGCCUUCCUGAACGCGUUCGGCUAUCGCUAUCUAGCCGUGUUUUACAAUCUGUUCCAGGCGCGCCUCUUUCCCGACACAACGAAUCUCAGCAAAACGAAGAUCCUCUCGCAAAUCUCUAUUCCCACCAUGAAGACACCGUUUCAGAUCGAAGCGAACAAACUGAAACAGUUGCCCACGGACGCGAACGAAUCCGUUCCAACUGCCGGGAGCGACCGUGACGGUGGCCUAGCGGGUGUCUCAUCCGGUGGCAUCAAUGUGGGAGGAAAGGCCUGUUCCAGUUACGUAUUUAACGGUAAUUACAUUCCACUCGUAACACAGCUAACGCACAUGAUAUUUGCCGCGUCCAGCUUCGACAAUCUCAACACCCGAUUGGGCCACCUGGAACGGUUGAAGGUAUCGGGGCGCGUGCUGCAAGGAAGCAACCAACCGUCGGUUGACACGUUCGCUUCACCCAAAACGAUCAAGGAACUGUCGGCCAGCAGCCAUAAGGCAGCGCUAAAUCAGCUGUUUCCGUUGCAGGUGAAAACGAUGUUCAUCUUCAUCGUUGGCGGGAUUACGUACGCGGAAAUAGCUGCAUGCCACCUGCUCGAGCGCACGCUAGGAGCCAAAAUUGUGCUCUCUUCCGAUCGCAUCAUUGCAGGGCACGAUCUGAUAGAAAGUGCUGUAAAUUGUUAA
Molecule: messenger RNA, 2031 nt
Organism: Anopheles marshallii
Lineage: Eukaryota; Metazoa; Arthropoda; Insecta; Diptera; Culicidae
Gene: Vps33B
Product: vacuolar protein sorting-associated protein 33B
Exons: 2
Coding region: 1-2031 (676 amino acids)
Biological process (GO): intracellular protein transport; vesicle-mediated transport
Cellular component (GO): lysosome; CORVET complex
Source: RefSeq, a predicted model, not a curated record